Messenger RNA from Hymenoscyphus albidus, 543 nucleotides. The record is from the annotation of a GenBank genome assembly. Lineage: Eukaryota; Fungi; Ascomycota; Leotiomycetes; Helotiales; Helotiaceae.
AUGGCUUCCAAACAAUCCUCCAAACCCAUCUCUCUUACAAACCACACCGGAGACAUCUUCGCCGCUCCAGAAAACACAGUCCUAAUCCACGCAUGCAACACUCAAGGUAGCUGGGGCGGCGGAAUCGCCGUCCCCUUCAAAAAUAUUUAUCCCAAAGCUUUUGAAACCUACCACCGGCACUGUAUCUCCAAUAAAUCACCUGUAAAAACCGGCACGUGUCUACUUAUAGAACCCGAUGAGACGGGAACAUCAUCUAGACACUGGAUUGCAUGUUUAUUUACGAGUAAGAGAUAUGGGAGAGGGAAAGAUAGACCUGAUGAGAUUCUUGAGAAUUCUGGGAGAGCGGUGAGGGAUUUGCUGGAGCAGCUGAAAGAGGCUGAGGAAGAAGGGAGAUUGCUUGGGGGAUUGAGGAUGUGUAGGAUUAAUUCGGGGAGGUUUGGGGUUGAGUGGGGGAGAACGGAGGAGGUUUUAGAGGACAUAAAGGUGGAAGAGAGAUGGAGGGGGGAUAUUGAGGUAUGGGGGAGGGAAGAGGAUUUGCUGUGA